CGUUGACAAGUAUUGAUCAGCCUUUUUCAUUUGGUGACGAAGUUUAAACUUAACAAUGAUCCAUAUUGAACUUGUAAUCGUUUUAGUUGUAGCAACUACUUCAAGUGUCCAGCCGAUUAGUGAAACGUGUGGUAAUAGUACACAAAAAGUAGAAGACGCUUUUCGUAAUGCAGGGAUAUUCGCGGAUCUGAAUUUAAGUCCACCCAGCGAUGGAAUGGGUUUUAUACGAGUAACUUACGGAAAGAAACAAGUUUCUUGUGGAACAUUGUUAUCCGUUACAGACGCUUUUCUCCCUCCUACCAUAAGUUAUGUCGCCGAGUCGAGUAACAAAUAUACGGUUAUUAGGCUUGAAGUCGAUUUUCCAACACGAACUUCACCAGUAGGUCGAUCAUACAUUCACUGGAUGAUAUUGAAUGUUCAAGGUAGUGAUAUGCGUUCAGGAAAUGUGGCAUCUUUUUAUGAGCCCCCUGGGUAUUUAUCGAUUGCUGAGCCUCAUCGAUACGCUUUUUUGGUCUUUAACCAGUCCAACGGUGAUAUUAAACCUGGCAUUGAAAACGGAAUACGAGCCAAGUUUAAUGUGUACCAAUAUGCCCAUGAUCAUGGCUUAAACAGUCCAGUUGCUGGCAAUUAUUUCUUUAUUGAAACAGUCUCAAUGAAUCCAGCAAAAGUCACAAUAUAACUUCAAUGAUUAUGAAUAAUUAAACUAAAUUUUGAUCUUA
This is a messenger RNA of Panonychus citri (citrus red mite), 719 nucleotides long. Its product is annotated as protein D2-like. NCBI's taxonomy places the organism in Eukaryota, Metazoa, Arthropoda, Arachnida, Trombidiformes, Tetranychidae. The record is from RefSeq and is a predicted model, not a curated record. The transcript has a single exon. Bases 56 to 679 code for a protein of 207 amino acids.